CUUUUCCAACAAGACAUCUUGGUGCUUUGCAAUUAGUGUAUCUUUUCUCUUGCAAGAUGCACUCACUUGAGUAACUAUCAAUGGAACGUGGUUGAAGAAAUCAGAAAUACACUUACUGCACUUAGCAACGGUUACAACCACCAGUUGUAAUUGAUGAGCAAAGCAAUGGACAUAGAAGGCAUGUGGACUAUCGUCUCGAAUCAGUUUCUGCAAACCAUUAAAUUCCCCCCCUCAUAUUUGAAGCUCCGUCAUAUCCCUGUCCAUGUAGCCUAGAAAUAGGUAAAUCAUGUAAUGCAAGAAGGUGUAGCAGAGCUUCCUUUAACGCGGCAGAUGUACAAUCUGAAAUAUGCUUCAUUGCAAGAAACCUUUCCAUGACCUUCCCUUGAUUGUUCACGAACCUACAUGUGCCACAAAAUUUAAGUGUUAGGAGAACUCAUGGCAUAAUAAUUUUAUAAAAGAUAGACAAAAUAUGUGAAGCUAACCUCACAAUCACAGCCAUUUGCUCUUUUAUUGAUGAAUCUCUAGCCUCGUCAAUAAGCACUGCAAAGUUCCUAUCUCCAAUUUCACUCUUAAUUACAGAUGUGACUUCUUGAGCGCAACAUUUUGCAAGUUGCUUUUGAAUAUCUGAACAAACCAUAAGUGCAUUUCCUGGCCCCUUCUCAAAUGCUUCCUUCACUUCACUAUUCUUAUCUUUGUACCACUCUAACAACUCUUUGAAAUUUCCCUUGUUGAUGGAAGUAGAAGAUUCGUCAUGUCCACGAAAAGCUUCCCCCUGUGCUAUGAGAUAUCUUGCACAAUCUAAAGAAGCCGUCAAACGGAUUUUGUACGCUAUUUCAGACUCUUUAGAGUAAGUAUGUAUUUUACUAGACACACUUGAUCGUUGAUUUAUGAAAUCUUCACAUUUACCCCUUGCAAUGUUAUGGACACUAUUUGGACCACCAACAUGUUUUUUAAAAGCAGCAGUAGCGGUCUUCCAACGACUAUACCCAUCUCUUGAGAACACAUCAUUUCCAAAUGUGUUGGGUUGUGCUGUUUUCUUGAAAAGAAAGCAGUAGAAGCAAAAGGCGGCAUUCUCUUUCACACUAUAUUCCAACCAAUCAUACUUACCAAGCCAUGAUCUUUGAAACGAUCUCCAUACUUUACCAUCAAGUGUCUGCUCAAAGACAUGCCCAUUUGCUUCUGUUCGACCCUUCAAUAAAUAUGCCCUCCUCACUUCAUCUCUAAUUUCAUUAGCAUAAUCUUCGAUGGGUAUCCGAAGAGCGGGGUCAGGAAUAAUGUGAUUAGGAUCAAAUUCCAGUCGAAGCCUCUUAGGUCGAUGUGUGCUCUCAUCAACUGUGGAAUUUGUGCUCACAUUGGUUGCAGGAUUUGUGCUCUCGCUGAUUGGUGGAAUUGGACCGCUCUCAUUUCUCGGGGGAUUUGGAAUUGUUCUCUCAGUCUCAUCGACGCCAUCAUCAAUUGGUGGAGCACUUGAUUUUUUCGUCAAAUCCCGACGCAAAUCGCCUGUACUGCGAUCACCAGAUGACACAGAACGUUUCUUCAUUUGAAAAUCUAUUUCAAAAAAUAAAAAAUAUACUACAUCAUUGAUCAAACAAGCUAGUACGAAAUAAACUGUAAUUACAUACACCAGCAGACAGCAGUAGUCGCUAGUUUACUAGCGUUUGCAUGCUUUUUGUACCACGACUUUUCCUGGAAGCUGGCCGUCGGCCGCCUCAGCCUUCAACUUCCGUUCAGGCUCACGAUCUGACCGGCGAAGUGGCGAAUUAGCGAUCCUGGCUGGUGUGUGCCGCGGCGGCUGCGUGAGCGAGACCAGAGGAAUCGAUCGAAUCUGUUGUUCGUCUGCGGCUCGUAAAUUGGGAAUUGAUCGAUCUGAUCACGAUUCCUGCCGUAACCCCCCCUCUUGGGCCGCUAUAAGGCCUCAAGUUAACCUCCACAAGGCCCAGUUAAGUAUAUUAGUCGGUAUUGUUUUUUUUACGGGAGUUCUCUUCUUCCUUGGCUGAUGAACUCCUUUGUUGAAGCGAUCCUGCAUCCCUGCACCUAUAUUUGACAUUUUUUUUGCAAAAAUGGAGGGUAGGCUAGAGCCUGACGAAGCCCACCUGGUGAAAUCGCCCCUGUUUAGUACUGUGUGGUCCCCCUUAUCGCGGAACAUAUACUUCUGGACAGCUCAUCGGCACUGUUCAUCUUCCCUGACCGCCGUAGUGCUACGCCGCCCCGACCGGCAAACAAAUCGGAAGCUUUGAUACCUGCCGCGACGGGAGGUAGGAGACGAGAGAUUCCAUAACCAGCGCUCAUGCGGUUGCAAUGGUUGCAGAUCUACCAUGCAGAACAUCAAUCGCAGCCCAAACCUAGCUCCAUACGAUAUCUGGUCCGCCAUGGAAGCGGGUGGUACGAAUGGGUAUUUCAUGGAGCUCCUGAACAGCGUUGGACACCAGUAUGCCGACCACCUCGGGUCAUGAUACACAAAGGUGUUUGGAUGAUACCUCCUUGUCAUAUUGUGAAGAGAUGGACGAGGGAAGCAAGAGGGCAGAUGGCCGCGGUGGUGCGUAAUGGUGCACAGAAUACACACAUGACGCUGUUGAUGAUGUGGCAACAAGUUCUGCACUUCGCAACACUUGAGCUAAACAACAUGGGCCAAUACGAUGACAACACAUUUAGUAUGGCGAUGAAAUCGAUUGAGAGUAUCAAGAAUGAUAUAAGGGCAUACAAGAAGACGAUUAGCCGGACUUGCCAGGUAGGGUACAAGUCAAAUCCGGUUGAGUUGUCCGGGGAAGAGGAAAGUGGGGAAUCUUCUUCCAUCCCAACUUCUCAGCUCCAGAUAUUUGAUUCCGGUAAGAACAUAGGUCUUGUUGUAUCAUCAAUCAAAGCUCCAUUGAUCAAGAAGAUGAACGGAAGACCUACGAACAAGAGAUUCAUGUCACACUUCGACGCGACGAUAAGGAAGGGCAAAAAACCAAGGCAGAUGAAUGGGCCGAUAUCUGCCCCCGGAGGUCGAUCUGGUGUCAAGCAAACAAGGUUUUGCAGUGUCUGCCACUACGAAGAACAUGACAGGCGCAAGUGCCCAUCGAAAGAUCUGUGCUAGACCUGAUGCUUGUGAACUCUUGUAGUGCCCUAUUUUGCAAUGUUUGCCAUGGCCCAAACUGUUACCUUGAUGUGUAGACUAUUUGGCCACUGAGCUAUGUAGUAGUCGAUAAGUAAAACUUGUGUCCUGUACUUUGGUACUGUAAUGAACAUGUACGUGUUGAUGCUCAGGCCGGGAAAUAGUUCGUUGCCACUUCACAUCC
Brachypodium distachyon (stiff brome) is the source of this 3278-nucleotide messenger RNA. RefSeq lists its product as uncharacterized. The transcript has 2 exons. Bases 2288 to 3076 code for a protein of 262 amino acids. The record is from RefSeq and is a predicted model, not a curated record. NCBI's taxonomy places the organism in Eukaryota, Viridiplantae, Streptophyta, Magnoliopsida, Poales, Poaceae.